Molecule: messenger RNA, 5827 nt
Organism: Meira miltonrushii
Lineage: Eukaryota; Fungi; Basidiomycota; Exobasidiomycetes; Exobasidiales; Brachybasidiaceae
Exons: 2
Coding region: 170-5827 (1885 amino acids)
Biological process (GO): long-chain fatty acid biosynthetic process
Cellular component (GO): fatty acid synthase complex
Molecular function (GO): holo-[acyl-carrier-protein] synthase activity; 3-oxoacyl-[acyl-carrier-protein] reductase (NADPH) activity; 3-oxoacyl-[acyl-carrier-protein] synthase activity
Source: RefSeq, a predicted model, not a curated record
GUCUGCUUUGCCUCUAUCCCGUGCUCCCAAAGUUUCCCUCACUGUGCACGCUCCAUCAAAUCUUUGUGACAGAUUCCAACUUUGAUGAUACCAUAGAAAGAACCUUGACUCCCAUCACCAUCUCUCUACUUUGCUUGCUAUCCUAUCUUGGAUAAACAAGCAACUCAUCAUGUCUGUCCUACAAAAAGCAGAUCCGGCUAAGCUUCGUGAGAAGUUGGCCGAGAUCGUAGAUGCUUCGUAUUCCGUUGCUAAGGAAGAAGCAGCUAAAGGUCGUAUCGAACCAAAACGUGGAAAGGCCACAAUUCCAUUGCCUGGUAUCGAUGUACCUUUCCAUUCAAGUGUUUUGAGAGGAGGUGUAGCUGAAUUCCGCUCUUACCUCUCUAAGCGUGUUGGUGCAAUCAAACCAAGAACAUUGGUAGGCAAAUAUAUCCCAAACUUGACUGCAAAACCCUUCCAACUCACAAAAGAAUACACUGAAUUAACCUAUGAAGCAACCCGCUUUGGCUCCACCCGUUUGGCUAAAAUUCUUCGUAAUUGGGAGAAGGAUGGCUGGGGAACGCCGGACAAAGAGCAAGAAUUGUGUCGUACUCUUUUGAUCGAAUUGUUGGCAUAUCAAUUUGCCAGCUGUGUUCGUUGGAUUGAGACACAAGAUGUUUUCUUUGAGGAACCUUUUUCAUUCGAACGUUUGGUUGAAUUCGGCCCUAGUCCUACUUUAGUCGGAAUGGCAAGCAGAACACACAAGAUCAAAUAUGCCGGUCAAGAUCAAGCACAAGGCAAACGUCGUGUGAUGUUGUGUCACUCGAAGGAUCAAGAGCCUCUCUACUACUCUUAUGCGGACAUGGAAGACGAUUCAGCAGAAGCUGGACCAUCAUCACAACCAGACACAACACCUGCCCCUGCGGCCGCAGCUCCCGCUCCUGCUGCUGCUGCCCCUGCACCCGCUGCCGCACCAUCUGGUGGCGCAGCAGCAGCAGAUGUACCAGAUGCACCUCUCAACGCAUUCGAUGUCGUUCGCUGCAUUUUGGCACAAAAGCUCAAGAAGCCUCUCUCAGAUAUCACACCAUCCAAGAGUAUUAAAGAUCUCGUUGGCGGUAAGAGUGUGAUGGCAAAUGAAAUUCAAGCCGACCUAUUACAAGAAUUCGGCAGUAUGCCCGAACGUGGAGAAGAACUACCAGUCGAAGAAUUGGGAGCAUCUCUCAACUCUGGCUACAGUGGAACUAUGGGCAAAUACACUUCUGGACUUGUUACCCGUAUGGUUGGUAGUAAAUUGCCAGGUAGCUUCAACAUGGCUGCUACAAAGGCUUAUCUCCAAAAGACUUGGGGCUUGGGUCCUGGACGAACAGAAUCCGUUUUGCUCUUCGGUAUUGUUCAAGAACCCGCCAAACGUCUUGGUGGCGAUCCUGAAGCAAAAGCAUGGCUCGACUCCGCCGUUCAAGCCUACGCUUCUUCUGCAGGCUUGCAAUUAAGCCAAGCUGGAGCUGGUGGAGGCGGCGGCGGUGGCGGUGGUGGUGCAACCAUCAGCAGUGAAGAAUUGGAGAAACUUGAAUCUCGUCACAAUGACCACGCUCGUCGUCAAAUUCAAAUCUUGGAACGCUAUAUCGGUAUUGAUGGUCGUCAAGCAGGUCGUUUGGCAGAAUCAAUCCAACAAGAGGUCCAAGAAUUACGCGAUCAAUUGGACGAAAUCUCUGCAGAACAUGGAGAAGCUUAUACAAAGGCCAUCUUGCCUCGAUUUGAUGCUCGUAAGGCAAGAAACUUUGCAAGUUACUGGAAUUGGUCUCGUCAAGAUGCUUUGUUGAUGUGGUGCGAUAUCCUCGCUGGUCGCUUGACUGCUGUUGACCGUGAAGUUGCACGUAAAUCACUCACACUCAUGUCGCGUGCCGAUGAAACCUUGCUGGGUUUGAUGGAAUACACAAUCGGUGCCGUUGACCCUGAAGAAGGACCAACAUAUGCAUUGGCCAAAGAAUUUGGUCAAAUGUUGAUCGACAACUGUCGUGAAGCAUUGAGUCAACCUGCUACGUUCAAGGAAGUGUACGCUCCUACUGCUCCUCACACAGUUGUCGACGGUAAAGGUAACAUUAUCUACACAGAAGAGAAGCGUGUCGGCGUUCGCAAGAUGGAGGCAUACGUCAAAGAGAUGGCUGCCGGUACUCGUGCCGGACCUCAAGUAGACAUCGAUGCCGCGCGUGAACAAAUGUCCCGUCUAUGGACUUUGAUCAAGAACGAGCCCACUGUUUCACGUUUCAACAAGAGCACAAUCAAGUCUAUCUAUGGAGAAAUUUUCAAGAGUCUUGGUCCAACUGCCAACCCACGCAGCCGUAUCAAUGCCCAACGUCAACGUACUCGUCGAUUGAGCUCCAACGUUCGCGCAUUGCCUGUUGAUCUUUCAGUCAAUGUCGAUUCUGAUCGUCAACCUCAUUUGCAAAUCAAACGUCGUGUUGGUACCGACUUUGUUGUCAGCCAAAAGUUGACAAAGGUCUACUUGACAAUCUUGGAAGACAUUGCCAAGAAUGGUGUCACUUUCAAGGGUCAAAAUGUUUUGAUCACAGGUGCAGGUCGUGGAAGUAUUGCAUUGGAAGUUGCUCGCGGUCUUUUGGCUGGUGGUGCUCGUGUGAUUAUCACAACAAGCUCAUACAGCCGUAAGCAAGUGUCCUUCUACCAAUCUCUUUACCAAUCUGUUGGUGCCAAAUCAUCUCAAUUGACAAUCGUUCCUUGGAACGCUGCUUCCAAACGUGACACAGAAGCUUUGGUUAACUACAUCUACGAAGAUUUGGCUUUGGACUUGGACAGCAUUGUUCCAUUUGCUGCUAUUCCUGAUGCCGGUAGCUUCGAUACGAUCAGUGACAAGAGUGAAGUGGCUCAUCGUGCUAUGUUGACCAACCUUGUUCGCUUGCUGGGUUACAUUAAAGCAGCCAAGGAAAGUCGAGGCUUCCGUACACGUCCUACCGUCUGCAUCAAUCCUUUGUCACCUAAUCGUGGUCAAAUGGGUGGAGGUGGUCUAUACUCUGAGAGCAAGGUUGCUUUGGAAACAUUGGCAAACCGUUCAGUCAGUGAAGGCUGGUCUGAAUACAUCAGUAUUACAGGAUGCAUUAUCGGUUGGGUGCGUGGAACUGGAUUGAUGGAUUCCAACAACGCUGUUGCAGAAGAAAUCGAAAAGCAAGGUAUGCGUACCUUCUCUUCCAUUGAAAUGGGUUUCAAUCUUUUGGGAUGCUUGCACCCUGUCAUGACUGCUACCGCACAAGUUGAACCGAUCGUGGCUGAUUUGUCCGGUGGUUUCACUCGUGUACCUGAUCUUGCUACACGUUUGGCUGCUAUCCGUACCAAGGUGUACGAUGAAGCCGCUCGUCGUCGUGCAAUCUCUCUUGAACAAUCUGCCGAUUUCAAGGUUAUCAAGGGAGCAGCCGCCGAAGCAUUACAUCAAACAGUCAAGGUUGAACCUCGUGCCAACUUCCGUUGGGAAUUCCCCAAACUUGAUCAACGUGAGGAUAUCGUACGUAUGGCUUCUCCAAAUGCAAACAUUGAUUUGGAAAAGACUUUGGUCAUCACUGGUUUCGCUGAAGUUGGUCCUUGGGGUUCUUCUCGUACUCGUUGGGAGAUGGAAGCUUAUGGUCACUUCACCAUCGAAGGAUGUAUCGAAAUGGCAUGGAUGAUGGGUAUGAUUCGCUUUGUGGAUGGUAAACUCAAGAACGGAAAGCAAUACGUUGGUUGGGUUGAUGCCAAGUCUGAAGAAACAGUCACUGAUGCACAGGUCAAGACACGCUAUGAAGAAGAAAUCUUGGCUCACUCUGGUGUUCGUCUUGUCGAACCUGAAUUGUUCCGCGGCUACGAUCCUCAACGCAAGGGAUAUGUUCAAGAAGUUGAAAUCCAACAUGACUUGGAACCUUUGGAUGUUUCUCUUGAAGAAGGUGCCAAGUACAAGCUGGAGCACGGAGAACGUGUUGACGUUUGGCCAUCACCAAAUGGCGGAUCUUUCGUCCAAUUCAAGAAGGGAGCACGUAUCCAUAUCCCAAUGGCCAUCAAAUUCACACGUGCAGUUUCUGGACAAAUUCCCACCGGUUGGCACGCUGGCCGUUUCGGUAUCCCAGAAGAUUUGCAAAACAUCGAUCGUACAUCUUUGUGGGCACUUGUCUGUGUUACUGAAGCUUUGGCAAUGUCAGGUGUCACUGAUCCUUAUGAGUUGUACAAAUACGCUCACGUUAGCGAGGUUGGUGUUUCAAUCGGUAGCGGUAUGGGUGGUCAACAAUCAUUAUCUGCCAUGUUCCGUGAUCGUCGUCAAAACAUGGAUGUCCAAAAGGACAUCUUGCAAGAGACUUUCAUCAACACUGUUGCCGGUUGGUGUAACUUGUUGUUGAUGAGUUCAAGUGGUCCAAUUUUGUCCGUUGUUGGUGCAUGUGCUACUGCUUUGCAAUCCAUGGCAGUUGCAUCUGAAGCAAUCUUAUCAGGCAAAGCCAAAUUCAUGCUCGUCGGUGGUAAUGAUGAUUUGAGCGAAGAAGGUGCAACUGAAUUCGCCAACAUGGGAGCCACCAUGUCAAGCACAGAAGAUAGCUUGGCAGGUCGUGAGCCAAGUGAAAUGAGUCGUCCAAUGACCACAACACGUGGUGGUUUCAUGGAAUCUCAAGGUGGAGCCGUUCAAUGUGUUUGCACAGCUGCAUUCGCUAUCGAAGCCGGUUUGCCCAUUCAAGCCGUUGUUGCCCACGUCUCUACACACACUGAUAAGCAAGGUCGCUCCAUUCCUGCUCCUGGUCACGGUGUCUUGAGUUCAGCUGAACCUCUUCGUCGUACUAUGGAACAAUGGGGUUUGACAGGAGACUCUAUUGGUGUCAUCAGCAUGCACGGAACUUCAACAAAGGCAAACGACAAGAACGAAAGUCAUGUGUACCAUCAACUGAUGAAGUACUUGGGACGUACUCCUUGCAAUGCUGUUCCUGCGAUCGCACAAAAAUGGUUGUGUGGUCACGCAAAAGGUGGUGCAGCUGGUUGGGCAAUGAACGGAUUGAUUCAAUCUAUUCAAACUGCUACCGUUCCAGGUAACCGUAACGCAGAUGAUAUCAGUCCAGAAUUGCGUGACUUCAGUUAUCUGUUGUAUGCCUCUCAAACGAUCAAACGUCCUGCUCGUGAAUUGCACGUCGGUCUCUUGACCAGUUUCGGUUUCGGUCAAGUUGGUGGUAUUGCCAUGGUUUUGCAUCCGAACCACGUUUUGGCUCACUUGACUGCUGAUCAAUUGGCAGUCUAUGCUGGCAAACGUUCUGGACGUCAAUCCAAGACAUAUGCCAAGAUGCACUCUGCUUUGACACGUAACGACUUGGUUCAAGUCAAGGAUGCUGCUCCAUACACCAAUGAGUUGGAAGACAAGGUCUUGUUGAACCUGAACGCCCGUGCAGUUGAACACAAUGGUUCGUAUGCAUUCCCAAAGACACAAGAGAAGAAGUUGUCGGAUAUGAUGGUUCAUGUGGCUGGAAUCGGAAUCGAUUGCGAAAGCGUUUCAAGUUUCCCAGCAGACAAUGAAAACUUUAUCGCAAAGAAUUUCACUGAAGCUGAAAUUGCACAUUGCAAAUCUCAACCUGAUGCUCGGGCUUCAUUCUGUGGCAAAUUCUGUGCAAAAGAAGCCGUUUUCAAAUCGAUGGGAAUUGCAUCUCGUGGAAUUGCAGCACCGAUGAACGAGAUUGAAGUCGUUUCCGAUUCUCAAACAGGAGCACCACAAGUUCGUUUGGCUGAUUCGAUCAAACAACACUUGCCAAGCACAUUUGAUUUGAGUUCAGUCAAAUUCCUCGUCAGUAUUAGCCACAACGAUGACUUGGCCGUUGCCAUCGCUCAUCGUGUUCCCGCCUAG